GCACGCCAAGCAGACAGCGUCGCCACUCGACUGCGUGUGCGGAUGAUCCAGACGGUACUGAAGCUGUGGGUGCGAUGCGCGCUACAGACCAACUCACAAGACGAACUCAACGUCGACGCAUGGGACUACUUUAUGAGCGUCAUGGCCAGCAAGACAAAG
This is a messenger RNA of Sphaeroforma arctica JP610, 159 nucleotides long. RefSeq lists its product as hypothetical. The transcript has a single exon. The record is from RefSeq and is a predicted model, not a curated record. The annotation marks the transcript as partial. Lineage: Eukaryota; Ichthyosporea; Ichthyophonida.